Molecule: messenger RNA, 1236 nt
Organism: Paramuricea clavata
Lineage: Eukaryota; Metazoa; Cnidaria; Anthozoa; Malacalcyonacea; Plexauridae
Source: the annotation of a GenBank genome assembly
AUGCUGGGUGUUAGCUUACGCACAGUUGAGAAUAGAUUUGUUGAAUACAAUAUGACGAAUGUAUAUCGUUACAGCGAUAUUGACGACGACUCCUUAGAUGUUCAUGUGCAACACAUAGUUGCACACUUUCCACGAUCAGGUAAAUACUUUAUAAUGGAGAAAAUACCCUAAUCUUCAAGCGGUUAGCUACUAAAAAUUAUACCCUUGAAAUGACAUUGUAAAUUAUUUUUAACAAAUUGUGUUAAUAUAACUUUACUUGACGUUGUUUACGAUUUUCCAACAUUUUUACUUAAAAUUCAAAUUAAAUCGUUACACCUUUUGUGAACUAUAAUACAGUACUGUAUUGUAUUAUAAUAAUACUGAAAACCACCAAGUAAUAAUUACCGACACCGCAAUUUUUCUUGCAGGCACCAAAAUUAUUAAAGGGGAGCUAAUUUCACAUGGUAUUCGAGUGCAAAGAAGAAGACUCCGAGACUCACUAAAGCGAGUUGAUCCCGUAGGAAGGAGAUUACGCGCAAUGGAUUCGUGUAUACAAAGACGUGUGUACAAUGUCCGGUCGCCUCUCGCUCUAUGGCACAUGGACGGAAAUCAUAAACUUAUAAGGUUCGAAGUUUCUAAAUUGUAUAAUAAUCACGCACUAGUAAACAAUAUUUUAUUUACUGUUGUUUUGUUGAUUUAAGGUGGCGAUUUGUCGUUCACGGUUGUAUCGAUGGUUUCAGUCGUGUGGUCGUCUAUCUAGCGUGUAACACCAACAAUACUUCAGCAGCAGUACUGGACCUUUUUAAGAAGGCCGUUGUCGUUUGGGGUUUGCCUUCCCGUGUGCGAGGUGACAUGGGUGUUGAAAACCGAGACGUUGCACGUUUCAUGCUUUCCCAUGAAAGCAGGGGUCCUGGACGAGGCAGUUAUCUAACAGGGCGGAGCGUUCAUAAUUGCCGCAUAGAACGGCUUUGGCGUGAUGUCUAUCAGAGUGUUCUGUCCGUUUUCUACGACCAUUUUAUGCAUAUGGAAUCAACAGGAAUUCUUGAUCCUGAUAAUGAAGACCAUCUGUUUUGUCUUCAUGAAUUGUACAAACCGGUUAUUAAUGAUGCGUUGCGUAGAUUCUGUGAUUCAUGGAUGAAUCAUAAAUUGCGCACAGCUGCAAACAAGACACCUCUUCAGUUGUUUAUAAUGGGAAUGCAACAAAUUGGGAGGGAGGACAGCGUCAUACCAAAUGAAUAUUUUGAAAAUCUGGGUGAG